AUGGAUAGGCAUGCACCUCAACAGCAGCCUCUGCUGCAGCCGCAGCAGCAGGAACAAAAGCAGCACCCGCGCCAGCUGCAACAACAGCAGCCCAACCACCAUCACCGGCAGGAACAACGCCAAACACCACAGCAGCAGCAGCAGCAACACCAUCACCAGCAUCAACAGGAGGAAGCGAACCAGCGCAUAGGGGUGCAUAAAGAGGCAGCAGCCCUCUCCCAGAGAGCAGCGAGUCUGCCGCCCUCCAUCAGGCAGGCAUCACCUCCUGUUUCAGUCCAAAGCAUUCCUAAUCAUAUUCAGCAGCAACAAAACCCGCAACUGCAUCAACUGCAGACACAGCAACUUGUGCAUCAGCAAAUAAGUGGCAGCGGUUAUCCAGUGAGGCCCUCCCAGACGCAGCAGCAGCAACUACUGCUUGCUGAACAGCACCGGCAGCAAAUAGCGGAGUGUCAUAAAGGGGAGCUCAUGGGGACGCCUUAUUUAACUGGAACAUCAGCUGGACCCUCCCGCUAUGCUGAGAUGCUGCGAGGGCCCUCCCCCAGCUACUCUAAUCCCCCCGUAUACCCUUCCUUCCCGCUGUCAGGCGUGACACCUUCAAUACUGCAACAGCAGUGGCAGCACCAGCAACAGCAGCAGUGGCAGCAGCAGCAGUGGUUGCAACAGCAGUGGCAUCAGCAUCAGACGAUGCAGGUGCACCAGCAAACAAGGCCCCUUUAUGCAGCGCCUGCGUUGGCUGAGCCUAAGAAAACGGCCAGUGCGAUGCUGCGUCCGACCCAGCUGCUCCCCAUGAGACUGUUAGGUGACCUCCGGCUGUACGUACCACAUCGCGAGCCCUUUCUAGGUGAAGGCGGAAGCGUGCACAUGUACCUUCUGGGAAAGCAGGUUAAGCAUUCUGUGGCCACGGACGAGGCGGAGGAGUGCACGCGAGACGUGUUGGCACUCAUUGAGGCCCGGGAAGUCCCCGCAGAUAGCACGAUGCCUCUCCUCAUACAUGACGGCCGUGUUGUCUGCGGGGGCCCUGAGGUAUGUCUUCGGUAUUUGUCCAAAAAGCUUGGACAGUACGGCAGCGACCAUCUCAAGGACGCACUGCAAGACAGGCUGCUAAUGGAUCUCAAUACAUGGUUUAAUGUCCAGCAGGCAGCAAUUCAGUCUAUCCUCUCCCCAGAGUCGAUGGCUAAGGACGCCAUCAGCGACUACCUGAAGAGCCGACGCCAUUUCUAUCUGGAGGCCGAAAAGCUCUUGUCGUUUUUCAACAGCAAAUACGCGUGUGCAGUGCAGCCGGGACUCGAGGGCUCGCUGAAGGCCCCCAGCGUUACACUUGAUGCCUCCAUAAGGGGGCCAGUUGUCACCCGUCUGCAGCCAUUCUUUCUUGGGGAGGAGGACUCCCUCGCGGACUAUUUUCUCUUUUCGCUCAUCGACGACGACCAGAGGAUUGCCGAGUGUCUUAUUAGUAGCAGUAGCAGCAGCAGCAGCAGCGAGGGAUCUUCCAACGGGGAUCAGAAGCAACAGCAGCGACAGCAGUCAGACUCCGACACAUCAGUGGAGAUGCAUUAUUUCAACGAAGCUCCUCACCUGCACGCCCUCUACGUGGCUCUGUUGAAUCUGCCCCUUAUACAGGAGGCGUUGCUAUCGAGCGACAGUCAAGAGGCAUCAGCAGAAGCAACACCAGGAACAGCAACGGCAACAGCACAAGAAGAGAGAAUCCCAGAUGCUUCACGACGGACACAGGACCGCAUAGCCCCGUGCGUUGCUACAGAGGCCUCCACUGCUGCGUCUGUUAGCGACUCCCCCCUGCAGCAUCUGCAGCGGCACCAGCUGCUGCAGAUGCAACAAGCCAAGCAGCUGCAACAGCUGGGCCUAACGGGUUCUCUCCUUCAGUGCGGAGAAGGGCCCCAGCCUUACUUCCUGCCAGCCGUGGGGGGCAGCUACUGCCUACCAAGGACUCCUGCAGGUGCUGCAGCGCUGCACACCACGCUGCCCGGGGGAAUCUCAGGGGGGGUCACUGGGGGCCCGUGCGCUUUUACCAGCGGUGCUGGACAUAUGCAACACAUGCUGUCGUCACAGGCUGCGGCAGCAGCAGGAGCCCAUUACACUGGGAUGUAUGCGGGGGCCCCAUGCUACUGGCAACCCUUGACACCUGGGGGAGCGCUGCAACGCCAGCAUAGCCUGCAGAGAGCGGACUGCGUUUACACAACCAUAAAUCCCGGUACUAGCCAACCACAGCAACAGCAGUUUCUCCAGGAGCUCCAGCAGUAUGCAGGCCAGAAAGGGCCGAACAUGCAUCAUAUGCAGCAGCCUCAGCCGCACGCCAGCAUGAACCCACCCCGCGGCCAUUCUCCGCGGGUAGCUGUUGGUGGAGAUAUCGGAGGAGCUUCCAAGUGA
Molecule: messenger RNA, 2382 nt
Organism: Eimeria acervulina
Lineage: Eukaryota; Apicomplexa; Conoidasida; Eucoccidiorida; Eimeriidae
Exons: 7
Coding region: 1-2382 (793 amino acids)
Source: RefSeq, a predicted model, not a curated record